This is a messenger RNA of Camelina sativa (false flax), 598 nucleotides long. Its product is annotated as NADH dehydrogenase [ubiquinone] 1 alpha subcomplex subunit 1. Gene Ontology annotation, cellular component: respiratory chain complex I. Lineage: Eukaryota; Viridiplantae; Streptophyta; Magnoliopsida; Brassicales; Brassicaceae. The record is from RefSeq and is a predicted model, not a curated record.
GCUCUCAUUUCUCAAUCAUUAAUUUUGGAUCUUAACACAGAAAAGAAAUCACAAACGGAAAAGGAAGGAGCUAGAGAAGACGAAGAAGAUGUCGUUGGUAUGGCUAGAAGCGUUGCUGCCUCUUGGAAUCAUCGGUGGAAUGCUAUGCAUCGCGGGAAAUUCUCAGUACUACAUCCACAAAGCUUACCAUGGCCGUCCUAAGCACAUCGGCCACGAUGAAUGGGAUGUAGCUAUGGAAAGACGCGACAAGAAGGUCGUCGAGAAAGCUACAGUUCCUUCCUCAUGAUCAGCUUUUAUAUCUCUUUUGUGUCCCUCAGGUGGUUAAGAUGAACACUUGGGGGCUGACAAAUAAAGUGCAUUUCAGACGAUGAAGAAGAAGAAGAAGCUGGGGGAUCUAAUACUUUCGUUCCCAUUUGAUUUUCCUUGGCCAUAUUAAAGUUUUCAGAAAUCAGACCGUAAUGACAUUUGGGGUUUAUUAACAUUUCUCUAUUUGUUGUGAUAUUUUGUAUGCUUUUGAGUUGCAUGAUACACUGUACUGUACUACUCUCUUGCUUUGUGAGUUAAUAAAUGAAUAUCUCUGGAAAGAUGGCUUAUCCCA